AUGACUAAUCUUGUUGAGGUGUUAUUAAUUUUAUUGACUGGCAUGUGCCGGCUGAUGUUAAGUGCUUUUAUGGCGGGUCACCCAGGGGCAUUUUUGAUUCCGUACUUCGUGAUUCUGGUGUUCGGGGCCCUUCCUCUGUUUUUCAUGGAGCUGGUGCUUGCCUGGUCCUUCUACUAUCUCGUCCACUCUUUGACCUCUGUCCUGCCCUGGUCACACUGCAAUAAUGAUUGGAACACUGAAUUAUGUCAGGAUGAACCGACCUUUUACAACCAGACUCACAGAAACAGCUCUGCAAUUAUCAACGUUGAUAGAACAAGUCCCGCCCAAGAAUUCUUCGAACGCAAAGCAUUGGGACUACAGAAUAGCCAUGGUUUAGAGAACUUGGGCCCAAUGAGGAACGAGUUGGUCUUCUGUCUCAUGGCCGUCUUCAUCCUCAUCUACCUAAGCCUCUGGAAAGGUGUCAAAACGAGUGGCAAGGUCGUCUGGGUGACAGCGACCAUGCCCUACUUGGUCCUGGCCAUCCUGUUCGUCAGAGGUCUGUUUCUGCCAGGAUCACUGGAUGGGAUUUUUUACUACCUCAUUCCCAACCUUUCUAAGAUUGGAGAAUGGCAGGUGUGGAUAGACGCGGCUGUUCAGAUAUUUUUCUCUGUUGGGGCAGGUUUUGGAGUCCACAUCGCCCUGGCGAGUUACAACAAAACUCACCACAACUGCUACAGAGAUUGUCUGAUAACAGCUUGCGUCAACUCUGCCACUAGCCUCUUCGCUGGCUUCGUCAUCUUUUCCUACCUCGGUUACAUGGCCACUAGAUAUGGAAGAGAAAUUUCGACUGUGGCAACUGAAGGUCCGGGACUUGUUUUUGUGGUGUACCCUGAAGCGAUCGCUACCCUGCCUGGCUCGGUCUUCUGGUCGAUCAUCUUCUUCAUCAUGCUCAUCACGCUUGGGAUUGAUAGUGCCAUGGGUGGAUUGGAAGCCCUGCUGACUGGGAUUAGUGACGUGUUCCGGGUGGAGUUGAAGAAAGUGAGGUUCUCACGGGAGCUGCUGACGCUUGUAGUCGUCGUUCUGGCGUUUCUCUUUGCCCUGCCAAAUGUCUCAUCGGGUGGUGUAUACCUGGUGACAUUAUGGGACGUGUUUGCCACAGGGCCUGCCAUUUUGUUUGGCGUGUUGAUGGAAGCAGUUGCUGUCAGCUGGUUUUAUGGGUUGAAUAAUUUCUGCGCGGACAUACAAUAUGCCCUGGGUUUCUACCCCAGCAUCUAUUGGAGGAUUUGCUGGAAGUAUAUCAGCCCCCUACUGCUAUUGGUCAUGAUACUUUCCAGCAUCAUAUGGUUCGAACCACUGCGAUACAUGUUGAACACCAAACAGCACUACGUCUAUCCCGGCUGGGCCAACGUGCUCGGUUGGAUGAUCACCUCGUCCAGUAUCAUCUUCAUUCCUCUGACCGCCCUCUAUCUGCUCACCUGUAAGGGACGCCGGACUUUCAGAAAGAAGCUGGCACUCAACAUAUCCCCGUAUUGGGAACACGAAGAAAUAGAAAAUGGCGCCGAAGUCACAAGGUUCAAGCACAUGUGUACAUUCAUCAACAAAUUCAAAUGUGAAAAACCCCAUAAGAGCAAAUAG
Molecule: messenger RNA, 1614 nt
Organism: Helobdella robusta
Lineage: Eukaryota; Metazoa; Annelida; Clitellata; Rhynchobdellida; Glossiphoniidae
Exons: 15
Coding region: 1-1614 (537 amino acids)
Biological process (GO): sodium ion transmembrane transport; dopamine uptake involved in synaptic transmission
Cellular component (GO): presynaptic membrane; neuronal cell body membrane; neuron projection
Molecular function (GO): dopamine:sodium symporter activity
Source: RefSeq, a predicted model, not a curated record